Messenger RNA from Anastrepha ludens (Mexican fruit fly), 10198 nucleotides. RefSeq names its product protein unc-80 homolog (gene unc80). Gene Ontology annotation, molecular function: monoatomic cation channel activity. Gene Ontology annotation, biological process: monoatomic cation homeostasis. NCBI's taxonomy places the organism in Eukaryota, Metazoa, Arthropoda, Insecta, Diptera, Tephritidae. Gene Ontology annotation, cellular component: cation channel complex; axon. The transcript is spliced from 37 exons. The record is from RefSeq and is a predicted model, not a curated record. Bases 125 to 10126 code for a protein of 3333 amino acids.
CACCAAACCGUCAACAUUUGAAUCACGGUAAACACUUACAAAAAUAUGCCACUGAGCGCCUUUAGCCUCAACCACCAUUAAAUCAGUGUACUCGUAUGUAGUAAGAAAGAGUCCCCCAAACACAAUGGUUACAACAAGUACAACGAACAAUAACUUACACAUAAAUAACAAUGAAGAAUAUGACAUCGACCAGGAUGAUGGUAUGCAGGAUCUUGGUCUGCCGGUAUCAGUGCAGACCUUUCUGUGGCGUCAGAUUGCCCCUUUUAUAAGGCCGAAAUUGGGCAAACUCCAUGAAGCUAGUUGUAUGUUUUGUCAAAAUGCACCAGGACAUCAUGAAUCGAAAGAAGCUUGCAAGUCCUUUGAAAAAGUACUCGUCCAAAACAUUCAAUUCGGCUUGUCGCCACCGCUCACCAAAGCAUUGGGAGCCAUACCACGCUGGCGUCUGUUGCAAGCAGCGCUGCCACACGUAAUGCACUGUGUUGCCGCUUUGUUGCACAAUCGCGUCAAGGACAUGCAAGCGAUCGGGCCAGUCGAAACGAAAUUACUCUAUACUAUGCAAUGGAUAUUGCUCUAUGCCGCCGAGGAAUGUGCUGAUGACGAGGGAGGCAAUGAAAUUUUGGGUGAUGAUUCACCCAAGCAGAAAUCGAUAGAGCAAUAUUUGUUUUCCGUGCCCACAAUAACGCUCUUCGUUUAUUUGUUCGCACCCAUUAUACAUCACUUGAAAGAGUCAGAUUUCCAAAAUUUCCGCUUAGAAAAUGGCAUAAAAUUGUGGCAAGGUAUGUGGGAUAAUCGGGCACCGGGCGCGCCUUGCUUUACCGCGCCUGUAAAGCCAAAAGCGCGUAAUCUACUUUGUGCCCCCACACCGAAAGGAUCCACAGAUGUAUUUCCCGGACGUAAGCAAUCGUCCAACGUAGAUGUGGCAACCUCGCCGAAAGCAGAUUCUCCACAGAGUCAGCUAUCGGAGCAUACAAGGCAAGAUGAAGAUAAUUCGUGGGUGUCCUCGCCUAAAGAAUUCGCCUUUCCCGAAACCAUACCCGAGGAGGCCUCAAGUGUGGAAGAUGAACGUGUGGUAAUUUUUCGGCUACCCUCCGCACCACAUCUAAUGGACAACUCAUUUUUUACGGCCGACGCCAGUUUGCUGCAGCAACAGCAGUCGCAAAGUCGCCGCGGUAGUCGUCAAUCUGUACACUCACGCGACAAGGACAAUCCAGCCACGAAAUUUGAAUUCGAUCAACAAGAAUUGAUGCGCGGUGCAUCGUUAAAAGAGAAACGCAGCGCCUCCGUCGAGAAGGAGACGGAAUCGGAUAAAUCAGACAGUGUGCGGGUGGAUGUAUCGGCGGCCACAUUCCUCGACGUGGCCGUACUGCGUUGUCUAUUCAUUUCGCAUUGGCAGGAGGAGGGUAUUUUCUGGAGCUUACAGUACUUGUACAAUCGCUUAAGCGAAAUUGGUGAGGAGGCAGCCAUAACCUUGAAUCAGCCACGCAAGCGAUCCAAUUCGCUACCCAUACCACAAAUUGAGAUUUCCCUGUACCAAGGACCGGGUAGCAAUAGUCGCGAUAGUCCCAGUAGCUCCGUGGCAAAGGACUAUAUCGAGAUACCAGAACCAUCAAUAACAGCAUGCUUAGUUGAAGAGCCCAGUCCGACACCGGAGCGUCGUGGCAGCGAGAAGAAGAAACGCGUUAAAAUGGCAGAUUUGCGCGCCUUUGUUGAAACGAAAAUGUUCUCGAAAUCCGAGAAGAAUCUUGAAAAAGUAGGCCUAGAUACAAACUCUGUUAAUGGCAAGAGACCACUGCAACAUGCAGAAUAUCAUCGUAGUCUAGACACCGGCGAGAAAAAGCUAUCACGCUCAGCUUCCAUGAUUACCAGAGAGCCGGCCAGCAAUCUCAUCAAAGGAAAAUCAAUGCCGAGUUUGAGCUAUCAAUCGUCUGAAAGACAUGUUCAUAUCUUAUGUGAACGCAGAAAGUCAGAAGGGUCUGCACUUCUAACACGAGUGAAAAAUAAUGCCUCAACUCUACAAAAACUAUUUUACAGGUAUGUAGAGCCCCCGAAAGCGAUACGUCCCUCCCAAUCAACGGGCCCACGUUCGACGUUUUAUCCGCGCAACCCCAUAAUCACCGUAACAGAACAUACGCCUACGCCGUCACCAGAUUAUCUUAAGCGACAAGGCUCCAUUGACUCGCAGUUGGAUGCACUUAGUAAUGGAGGUAGUAUUAGCGGUGUGGCAGGUGGCACAAGUGGUAGCGGUGGCGGUGUUGGUGGCUCUGGUGCCACGACAAGUCGCUUCCGCGGCCAAAUGCUGCGCUCACACACCGACUCACACAUCGAUUACACUGGCGUAGACGAAUCAGAGGCACCCGGUAGCUCAUUUUACAUAACACGCGAUGGCGGCAUUGAUUACGAAAUUGUUUUGUUGGCGGUUUUUAAUAUCUUCAAACGUGAUAUGACCAUUUGUUCACAGCGUGUAUUGGAAGCGGGAUUGAAUAUUUGUGAAUUAUUGCUGGAAAUGGGCGUACUUAAGCUGGGUGAGCAUGCGCACGAGAUAUCGAUGGGUAUUAUAAAGCGCGCGCUGUUGAUACUUGGCUGUCACAAUGGUUGCAAUGAUGGCGUACGCGGCCCACCGGCAGAUUUCCUGCGCAGCCAAUGCCAAAAGAUACUUUCACGGAUACUACGGCAAGCUGGCCAACGCACUAAACGCUACCUGCAAGAAAUGGUUAAAACAUCCGACUUGCAUGAAUUAGUGGAUUUCUUCCAUGCUUUUGUGGCAUUUUGUGUGGACCCAAGUUCAUUAUUAUCACCACUGACACAUAAGCGCACGGGUGGAUUUAAAAAUGUUAACACCGAUACGUCCCCAUCAGGUGGCCAAGGCGGCUACUCGACAAAUUUUAGCGGCGGUCUCAGCGGCGGCCCGGAAUCACUGGUGAUUGCUGCCGUUUUCAAGCCGUUAGUUACGCGCUUUGUCGAAGCUAUUAAGGAUCUUAAAUCACCUGAGAACUCAACACUUUACAGCGAUAUACGUCAAUUAAUAACCUAUGUGAAGGGUGCGCAUGGUGGACCGUUUAGAUUGGUGGCAUUAAGUGGUAUACUGGCGGUGACACCACGGCCGCAUAAAAAGGGUCCGAUAGCACAAACAACCCGUGUUAUAAAACAUAUUCCACAAGCGGAGGUUGCUCAAAGUAUUCCUAAUGAUGAUAACCGCUCGCAGCGGCGGUUGUUGCUAAAAAAGCGUAGUACCUCAUCGGCUUGUGCUGUGAGCCUGCUAGAGACCGAACCCUGUGAAGAACAUUACAAAAGCAGUCAAUCGCCAUUGAGUAACUUUCGUCGACGCACCACCGGUGUGCGACCAACGCUUACACCGCGUCACAGCGAACGCGCAUUGCUCUCUGAUUCUACAUCAAGCUCGGAACGGAAUUCACUUGGUCGCUUGAGCGGUCUGGUGCGUUGGUUUCGCAGCACUCCGAAAGAAGCUUCAUCUAUUGACUUGGAAAUCGGUUCACUUAAUCCGGAAAUUACAUCAACUUUUAUUCGCCACGCUUCGUUGAAGAUACAAAGGGGCCGUACCAGCGACGGAAUUGGACGCUCAAUACAACGCGCUAAACGGCGUGUUGAACGACGCCUAAAUCGCUUUGGUGGUAUUGUUAAAGGUAAGAAGAAGGCUGGAGGAAUUGAGGAAGCCGCUGACUAUAGUCGACGCAGUUCUUCGGAUAUGUGUGAUGGUCCACGAGAGUCAGAAGUGGUAGUGUUGAAGGAGAGAAAAUUAAUACCGAUAGAACCAGUGCGACUAGGCAUGCUACGCUUGUCGUUUUUGCUCGAAACCUGCGCGCCAGGUUCAUUUCCCGACCCACAGCUGAUUGCAGCUGUACUAGACUUACCUCAAGCACCACUUGUAGCACGCGCCACCUUCUUGCUGGAAUGCGCGCACUUUGUACAUCUCUGCAACAAGGGUCAAUGGCCACCUUGGAUGAAACACAAUCUGAGCGCUUAUCGACCCUCAGGCACCAAUCUCAAUCUGAAUCAGAUUAAACAUCAAACUACCGCGACUAGCACACGCCGUACACAUAUUUUACAACGUGCUGCUGGCAAAAUGUUUCACCAGUGGGCCGAGAUGUUGGGUGCUCGUCUUGAGGAGAUUAUCUUUACCGAACGUUUACAAUUUGAAUCAGUGAAUGCUACACUCGCCGACCCAGAGCGUCAACGUGAACUAUUGCAACAAGACGAAGAAGAGGAUUUUCUGGACGAGGCAUCGGUUAAUCCGCAUGGUAAUGAUUGUCCGCAUGCGCUAAAAUUGAUCGCCUGUGUCUUGCUCUACGAAAUCACAGCAUUCUUGCGUGACACUUAUGUGCUCCUGCCCAAAACUUCAAAAUUGCUACAUCGAGAGAAACACGCACCUUGGGAGAAGGUAUAUCGCGAAGCUAAUCGUCGCUGGUCUAUGGCGCUAAGUUCGAUGGGCCACUCCCAAACAUCGGCCCAAAGUUUGCAGUCCAUUGCUGCCGGCAAUGACACAGUGGGAGGUCAAACUGAGCGAAAGAUUUCUUUUGUAUUACACGAGCCGGAUAAUGAGUCAGAAAAUAGUAGCAAUACCACACUGACGAAAGAAGGUGAAGAAGCUCGUCGUCCAAUAGCUUCCGCCGUGCGGCCGUUCCUUUUGCGUCGUGGUACGGCCACAACAACGGGCGGAUCAUUUAAGCGUCGAUCUUUGAAGCUGCGUCGUAACACUAAAGAUGGCAAAGAUUUGGAGACCGAUUUCAAGCGCGUCGAUUCCAUACAGUCUCGUCGCAAAGUUUCAUCGCUCUCUGAUCGCAGCGACACUUCCGAGCAAGGUAUGGUCAGUGGUGAGGAAUCACCAGGAAUACUAAGUGAUGAUCAACAACCAGAAUCACCAACAGACUCAAAUGAAACCGAUGACACUGCCAAAAAUAUGCCCUGGCUUAAAGCAGUCAUUGAUCUUAUCACCAGCUACAACUACUAUUGUCCACACAAGGGAUACUGUCAUCCGUAUUGCUAUAAAAGACAUAUGCGUUCCUGCACACGUUUGAUUAAGGCAACACGAAAGGUCUAUGGCGAAGAAUUUGGCUUUACCUUCGACAUUGAACAUCCCACCGUAGAGCCAACCGCGUCCGUAAGUGCCACAUCUAAGUCGCAUCAAACGCGCCCACGUUCAGCACGAAAGGUAUCCGAACAAAGUUCUACACACACGUCGCCAUCUAAGCGCAAGGAUAGUAUAUCGCGGCGUGAUCGUAUUAGCGACGACCCCGAUAUAGAGAUUGCGGAGAAGCUAGCUGAUACCUUUCAUAAGGAAAAGGAGAAAAAGGAUCAGGACGAACCGGCCAUACUGAAGUAUCAACGCUUCUAUAUACGUACGCUAUUCCAUUAUCCCUUCGCCACGAUGCUUAAAGGCGCAGUCAUACUGACUGAAGAAAUGGUUAUUGAAGCAAUGCCUGCUGCUUGGGAACUGCUGCUUGAUACGAAUCAAGACACCGCUUCAGCGAGCGCUGCUGUCUUUCUAAUGGGUUCGGUAAAGGCACAAAAUUUCGCCUUUGACAUAAUGCAACGCGCUUUGAAGAGCAAGGACCCAGAUGUGCGCAUUGGCGCUGUGCAGAGAUAUCUGGUGCUUUGGAAGAGUCGCUUCCAUGUUUGGCCGCGUAUGGAAGAAAACGCUCACGAUCUAACCUUCAAGGUACCACCUGGCGGCAUUGAAUUUACGCUGCCGUCUCCCAAAAUUGGCAUCGAAAGCUUACCGGUCGUCGAUCCGCCUUGGAUGCCUGUGCAACAGACUAAAGAUAUGGAUGUGACGCUCAAUCAAGAUAGGCACCGUUCUCUGGUUACUGCAACGAAGAGUCGCAAAAUGCAACAAACAGAAGCUAUACGAAAUGCUUUACGCCAACAACGCGACAAACAACGCGCUGAGCGACAUAGUUUCCUCAUCACUACCAUACCGAUCAGUCAGCAGGCAUCCCACGAGCCAGGCAUGGAACAUGAAGAUCAUGAGGGUGAGGAGGACUUGGAUGGCACGCGUAUACAUUUGCAUCAUGCGCAUUCGCUAUUUCCAUCGGUGCUUUGUUCGUCGGUUAUGCAAAUUGUGGGUUGCUUGGAUGAUGCGGCCAUCGGCACUGAUGGAAAUGCUGUCUAUGAAAUUGCCUAUCAGGCCAUCUGGGUAUGUCUAGUAGAAGAGUCCGCUCUCUUCCUGCGCUACGUAUUUGAACGCUUAACACGUGAUCGUCAAGAUCAAAUGUUCAAAUUGCUCCGACACUUGAUACGAUUUGUGCCACGUUUGCCGCAACAGGCAGCCUUUGCGCUAUACAACUCCAUCAUUGGUUACAUAAUGUUCUACGUGCGUUCGUCCAAUGAGCACAAACAGGAGCUUGUCGGUUCAGCUCUUUCGGUGCUUUGGAUGGUGGUUCAUAGCGUGCAUGGUAUUAUGUUCAAGGACCUGAAGCAAAUUUUACGCAAGGAACAAUGUGACGCUUCUAUUUUAUUAACAGCAAAUGUGCCGGCGGCAAAGAAAAUUGUCGUACACGGGCCUACCGAUGACGACUGCAACAUACCCUCGCAAUUUCCAGUGCAAGAGGAUACAUUGUUCUGUCAACUAUUGAAAGAAGCUUUGGACUAUUAUCCGGUGGAUGAAAAGAAUUUAAAUCACUACAGUCUGGUGGAUUACAAAAGCAGCAAAAUACUUAAUCCUAAUUGGUAUAUACGUGAUUUGUACUUCUUCAAACGUUCCCAAUAUCCGGAGGUUCGUUUGAUACUCAUGAAGCCGGAGGAGUCUUUCUUGGCAUUACAAAAGCAGGAGCUCACAAAGAAAUUCGUCGAAAUCGGAAAGGUGCAUCUGACGUGGGCCAUUUUGAAGAAUGUGGAUAUGGUGGUGCAGCGUGUUGUCUUUCUACAUGAGGAACUCAUGAAACUGCCAUCAUUUCCGCGCAAGGCACUCGAAGUGGAUCUUGAUUUACAUCAGGGUGGUGAAUAUGGCAAGGUGCUACUUGGACUUGAUGUGCUGCACAAGUUCAUGUGGGUGCGCUUGAUUGCGCGCAUGUUCGAAGCGAUGGCUGGCAACUUUGCUUACUCCGCCGACAUACAACUAUUCCUGAAUGUGCUUUCCGGUGCAGCAAUUCUGCAUGCUGAAGACUCGUGCAUUAUGCGUUAUGUCAUGGCGACCUAUAUUAAUGCUGCUUUUAAUUUUAAAAACAUAUUCUCAACAAAUGGUUAUUUCAUGAUUAUGCCAACACUGUUACAAGUAUAUUCGCUACAUCAAACCAAUAAACUGAUCACUACAACUAUAGAGUAUGCGGUGAAACAGUUCUAUUUGCUCAAUCGGAAACCGUUCAUAUUGCAAAUGUUCGGUUCGGUGUCAGCGAUACUCGAUACGGACGAGGAAGGUACCUACGGCGAGGCACACAAGGUGCAAUCAAGUUGUCUCUUCAACUUACUCUUGAGUUUAGAGGAUCCUUCACCAGAUCCGCUGAACAUCGCCGAACUUGUGAAGGAGCCCAAGCCGCUGAAAGCUAUAGACUUUUGUUAUCACGAUGAGGACGGCGACGUCACCGUACUGGACUGCAUCACAUUAUGCGUCAUGGUGGUGUCCUACUCCGCCGAGAGCACACGCGGCUACCAAAUGCUGAUCAUAUUGGAGGCUAUUCUUCCUUGCUAUUUACAGCAAAUCCAAUCCCCCAGCUACAUUCCCCUGCAAGGCAAAUCGGAGCGGGACAUCAUUUUGCAACUGGCCGUUGCCAUACGAACUAUGGUACACAAUUGUGAAGGUUUGGCGAAAAGUUAUAAUGGACCAUAUCGCAUUAGUCCGGAACAUAAAGGCUCGUCACAGCGCAAUUGUAGUCGCGGUCCACCCUGCUCGCCCGGCCUUGACUUCGAAGAAGAAUCUCAUUCGAAAUAUGUUAAUGAUCCACGUACGAAAAACAUAAUGGAUUCUGGCGAAGAUUCCGAAAUGAUACGCACCGAAUAUCGUCGACCACGUGAUGUCCUACUUUCGGUAGUCGGUGACUUUCUCAGCAAAUCCAGCACACGCUUACUGGAAUUGUCCAAGAAGCUGCCGAACGACAAUAAAACGUCAGAAGUGCUGGAUGCCAAAUGUCAUAUGCGUUUGGCCGACAUAGCGCAUUCGUUGCUUAAAGUGUCCCCAUACGAUCCUGAGUCUAUGGCAUGCCGUGGCUUACAGCGAUAUAUGCAAGCCGUUCUUCCGCGUGCCGAUUGGUCAAAUGAUGCAUUGCGCAACUCACUAAUCACAAUACUACGACGUGUGGACAAAGUAUUUUUGAAAAUAUCCAAAAAACCUUCGAUUCGACGCAACACCGACUGGGAGGCGGCUGCUGGUUUACUGAAGGGUAUACAUGAGACUGUUGUGCGGCAUCCAUAUGUACUACACUGGCAGCAAAUAAAGACGCUCAUUAGCACAGUGCAAAAUUUGAUUGUGAACGAAGGCACCAGCGCUGGUGAGGGAGUGUCAAGCGCAGGUGCUGCUCUUAUGUCUCAGAAUCCUCCGGCCUUCUUUUGUUCGACGGUGGUACGUUUGGUUGCAUUACAAGUGGUCAGCCCGGUGGAUUGUUUCUCAUUAGUGCAAAUAUGUGGCGGCAGCGAAUUUGCUACGCAAGAGAAGGCCGAAGGUUUUCUAAUGCAUUUGAUUAUGCCACUGUGCUUGAAGGUGUGCUCGGGUCGUGGUGUCUCUGAUAUUGGCGAGCUCAAGAUGACAGAUGUCACGUUCCUGUUGACCGUCGUACUUAAUGCCAUGAGUCCACCGGCGGGUCGCACCGGACAAGCAGUCAUACAGACAAACCGGGUAGGUGGCGAUUUACGCGCUGGUUCACUGACGUUUACCGGCAGUCGUGACGCCAAACGGCCUGCGCGCAUCUCGGGAUCACUUUAUCAGGCCGCGUUUCUGGCACUUCGCAUUGUUUGUAUUUGUUUUGAGAAUCGCUUAUCAAAUGAGUGGCCGCGAAUAGUGCGCGUAAUGCGAGACCUUGGACGCCGAAACGAAGCGGCACCGGAUUUAUGGAGCUUCCUUGAGUUUGUAGUCACACACAGAACGCCACUGUACAUCGCAUUGAUGUCUUUUAUUUUGCAUAAAAUUUCUCAACCCCCCAUUGGUGACCAUGAGCGACAUAUGCAAUUCAUAAUACGAGAACGCCUACGCGGCACUCCACCUCAAGGUGGUAUUAAGUCGAAGGGAGCGCUACUGCUGGAAUUGGCUAGAGAACUGAAGGAUUUAAGAGAUGAGCUUGAAGAGAAGCGUUACGAUCGCGAGUGCUCUGAUCAAAAGAAAACCGAUACGCCCGCCGCAACCAGUACAGCUGAAACACAUAAAUCUCAGCAACGUCCAUCACUUAUUUCAAUAUUCACGGGCACCACCACAGGUCAGGCUACACACUCUCAUGUCUCAGCUGUGCCUAUCGAUUCGCGCAGCGGUUCAGGUGGUAUUUGUACACCCAGCGAUACGCUGUCUCAACAAACAUUGCAUCCGCCCAGAGAAUCACUGUCGAGUAGCUCUACGGGUCGUGACCAUCAUACAAGUGAGAGUCAAAGCGGUGAAAACGCUGCUGGCUCAGCGCCAACAUUAGGUGGUACAGCAGCCGCCGCUACUACUGGCUCCAGUCACGGUACGAGUUCGGCAACAAUCGCUUCCGCGCUUCCUCCGGCAGUCAUGUCACACCUCUCCCAUUCUCAAUCAUUACAACAGGCGCCAUUUAAAGCCCAGCCCCCCAAGUUACGUUUCGUGUCAUCGGUGGAGUUCCGACAUUCGUCUGGAGAGACGUCCACCACGCCACUUUCACCCGAAAGUCCUGCAGAAGAUAGUUCCGGCGAUCACACACGUUCGCGCUUGCAGCGCACAAAAGCAUCAAGUCGCAAAACGUUCCGGUUGAGGCGUAGCCGUCUCACGCCCAUGGAACCACCAAGUAUUGUAACGCAAAUUUCACAAGAAGAGCAUCCGAAAACGAUAGGCGAGAUCUCGUGGGACUCGGUGUCCCAAACUUCGUCCACAUCCGGUUAUCGCGACAACAACAGUUUGCAGACCGGUUUGCUUUCGCCGGAUGGUUCCCUGGGUGGCAUGACACUGGGGCGUUCGCCGUCACAGCAUUCGUUGCUCAUGGUAUUUGAAGGUCACGAUGAAGAUACGCUUAUUUAACAAUCACAGUCUAGCCCGACGCAGACUGAGGAGUGAUGUGAUAGUCCAAAAUGAGAUACUAGCGAAUAUUGU